This is a messenger RNA of Thelazia callipaeda (thelaziosis nematode), 228 nucleotides long. Lineage: Eukaryota; Metazoa; Nematoda; Chromadorea; Rhabditida; Thelaziidae. The record is from the annotation of a GenBank genome assembly.
AUGAAAGAGAUACACGUGCGUCGGUCUUCAGAAUAUGGAUGCUCAAACAAAAUAUUCCUUAAUGCGAGUCAGUUUGAACACAGAGGUCCAUUAAAAAUUGAAAAUGAAAAACUUGAUCUCGAGAAGAUCGAUGAAGAAGAAAGUUUUCGUCCAGCAGAAAAACAUUUCACUUUUUCUGAUCAACACGAGGUAUUUGAUAUCGGACCAGAAGUUGAAAUUGUCUCAUAA